GAUGUUAGUCGGACGCCGUGGAGGAAGCAUUAAACAUUUAUUUGCAUUGUUGUCGUUUGAAAAAGUUGUUAAACAUAAUUUGACGGUAAUUUUUAAUAACUGUGCGUUAUUUUGAUAAAUCGCGUGUGAAAUUAGACCAGUUAAAUUAUGAAAGUCUGCUGUAUUGGCGCUGGUUAUGUUGGCGGCCCAACAUGUGCGGUAAUGGCACUCAAGUGUCCGGAUAUUACCAUAACGCUGGUCGAUAAAAGUGCCGAAAGAAUUGCACAGUGGAAUUCGGAGAAAUUGCCCAUUUAUGAGCCCGGUCUUGAUGAGGUGGUUAAGAAGUGUCGCAAUGUGAACCUGUUCUUCUCCACGGACAUAACAACUGCCAUCAAAGAUGCUGAUCUGAUCUUCAUAUCGGUGAAUACGCCCACCAAAACCUGUGGCAGUGGCAAGGGUCGUGCUGCGGAUCUGAAAUAUGUGGAGAGUGCGGCGCGUAUGAUUGCAGAGAUUGCACAGUCCAACAAGAUUGUGGUUGAGAAGAGCACGGUGCCAGUUCGUGCCGCCGAGAGUAUUAUGCAUAUAUUGCGGGCAAAUCAGAAGCCAGGCAUCCAUUAUGAUAUACUAUCCAAUCCGGAAUUCUUGGCCGAGGGCACGGCCAUCAAUGAUUUGCUGAAUGCGGAUCGCGUUUUAAUUGGCGGCGAGGAGACGCCAGAGGGACAUCAGGCAGUGGAGAAGCUGUCGUGGAUCUAUGAGCAUUGGAUACCAAAAAAGAACAUACUGACAACCAAUACGUGGAGCAGCGAACUGUCCAAGCUGGCAGCCAAUGCAUUCCUGGCACAGCGCAUCUCUAGCAUCAAUUCCUUGUCGGCGGUGUGCGAAGCAACCGGAGCUGAUGUCUCGGAGGUGGCACGGGCCGUGGGUCUGGACUCGCGCAUAGGCUCCAAGUUUCUGCAGGCCUCGGUGGGCUUUGGCGGCAGCUGUUUCCAAAAGGACAUACUCAACCUGAUCUAUAUAUGCGAGAACUUGAAUCUGCCCGAGGUGGCUGCCUACUGGCAGCAGGUUAUCGACAUGAACGACUAUCAGAAGCGUCGAUUCUCGCAGAAGAUCAUCGAGAGCCUGUUCAACACGGUGUCGGACAAACGUAUUGCCAUCCUGGGAUUUGCCUUCAAGAAGAACACUGGAGAUACUCGCGAAACGGCGGCAAUUACCGUGUGUCAGACAUUGUUGGAGGAAGGCGCCAAGCUGGACAUCUAUGACCCGAAAGUGGAACCGGAGCAAAUAAUUGAUGAUCUAACGCAUCCGAGCGUAACGGAAUCUCCAGAGAAUGUCAAGAAGGCGGUCCAGAUACACAGUGAUCCUUAUAGCGCCGUGCGUGCCACACAUGCCCUUGUACUCUGCACGGAAUGGGAUGAGUUUGUGGAUCUGGACUUUAAGCGCAUCUAUCAGUCCAUGAUGAAGCCAGCCUACAUCUUUGACGGACGCAAAAUCCUAGAUCACGAGCGACUGCUGCAGAUUGGCUUCCAUGUGCAGACCAUUGGAAAGAAGUACCAACGUGCUGGCCUCUUAAGAUCGUGGGGCAUUGUGCCACAGCUGUAAUCGUCGUCCAGAUGUGUUUAUGUGUCUGUGUGUGGCAUAAAGACUUAAAGGUGUCAACAAUUUCCAGUAUUUACGAGACUCAAUUGUAAAUAUGCGUUUGUUUUUUAUAUAAAUAGUUCAAGUACGAGUAUUUGUAUUUCGCUAGAUACGCCUAAGUAUUCCUAUUUCUAUUCCUACAACCAAAUGUCGUUCCAGUUGCAAUAUAACAUAAAUAUUAACAUUGCCGUUGCAAACGGAGACCCGCAAUUAGAUCGCUACAGAAUUUCCAUAUCUGUAGGAUUGUACGAUAAUACAAUAAUUAAACAAACAUUUACACAAA
Molecule: messenger RNA, 1897 nt
Organism: Drosophila innubila
Lineage: Eukaryota; Metazoa; Arthropoda; Insecta; Diptera; Drosophilidae
Gene: sgl
Product: UDP-glucose 6-dehydrogenase
Exons: 3
Coding region: 148-1578 (476 amino acids)
Biological process (GO): glycosaminoglycan biosynthetic process
Cellular component (GO): cytosol; nucleus
Molecular function (GO): UDP-glucose 6-dehydrogenase activity; NAD binding
Source: RefSeq, a predicted model, not a curated record